AUGAUUAUUGUUACCACUAGGCGUGAAAGAGUGGCAUCCAUGAUGAACCCAAUCCAAACUCAUAGUCUUCGAGCUUUGUCGGAGGAAGACUGUUUGUUAUUGUUCAAGAAAAUGGUAUGUACUGAUAAACAUGAUAUACAUCCAGGAUUAGAAGCAAUUGGUAGGCAAAUUGUACAGAAACGCAUGGGAUUGCCUGGGGCAGUAGAUGCUGUUGCAGAUCACCUGCAAAAUAAAAUAGAUAAGCAUGGAUGGGAAAUGAUCUUGGAAGACGAUUGGUGUGUUCCUGAAGAAAACAAUAGUGUGUUAAGGUGGUGCUUCUCAUAUGCUUUGGCAAGAAACCCAAAUUUACACUCGUUGCCUUUUUCUUUGCAUUUCAAACUCCAAAAUGAAGAAUUAGACAGGCUAUGCUGA
Macadamia integrifolia is the source of this 411-nucleotide messenger RNA. RefSeq names its product putative disease resistance protein RGA3. The transcript has 2 exons. The coding region runs from base 1 to 411 and encodes 136 amino acids. The record is from RefSeq and is a predicted model, not a curated record. Lineage: Eukaryota; Viridiplantae; Streptophyta; Magnoliopsida; Proteales; Proteaceae. Gene Ontology annotation, molecular function: ADP binding. Gene Ontology annotation, biological process: defense response to other organism.